AUGAGCCCGCAAGGCGUAAACCGCAAAAGACCGGCGCCCGGCACCUCGCCCGCCGUUCACCCGCAAUUGGGCCCGAUCAGUUACCCUUCCAACUCCGGAUCACAGCUCUCGAAUGAUCAGUUUCUGCAAUGGGGGCAAAACCCUGCCUCGAAUGUUGUGAAUCCCUCCUAUCCGGACGCGAACCCUUACAACUCUGCCGCCUAUGCAUCGAACCAAGAUACCCCCGCCGCUGCUGCCACGGCGUCGAAUCAGCUCGCCCGAAGACAACCUCCGAAUCAAAAUCAACAAUUAGUGAGCCGCAACCGUGGAUAUGAACAAUCGCCAACGUCUGUGUCCGAGUCUGGCAAUAACACGGGAGAAUCCGGUGGAUGGGGAGAGAGUCUGGACGAGCUGUACCAGCGGGCUUUGGUUGCGAAGAGAGAUGCGCAGGCUAAGAGAAAGCAGAUUCCUCCGUUUGUGCAGAAAUUGAGCAGUUUUCUAGACGAGUCCAAGAAUACCGAGUUGAUUCGAUGGUCUGACGAUGGGAAUUCCUUCAUCGUGAUGGACGAGGAUGAAUUUGCCAAGACAUUGAUCCCAGAGCUUUUCAAGCACAACAACUACGCCUCUUUCGUUCGCCAACUGAACAUGUACGGGUUCCAUAAAAAGGUCGGACUUUCGGACAACUCGAUGCGCGCCAGCGAGCGCAAAAAUAAGAGCCCCAGCGAAUACGCAAACCCAUACUUUAAACGCGGGCAUCCCGACCUGCUGUGGCUGAUCCAAAAGCCUAAAAACGCAGCAGGACAGGGACCCAAGGCAGGAAAAGGCACCGUACGUGUUAAGACCGAGGAGCCUGAUGACAAUGAGAAUGAGGACUACGAGGAAGGUGCUGGACUACCGCGAGACGACCGAGCGCGAAACCGGCAGUUGUCGUUGAUCACAGGGGGAGAAUCGAUGCCGAAGGACCAAUUCGCUGGGGUGUAUCGAGAGUUGCAGGCUAUCCGCCAGCAACAGCAAGUGAUCUCCAACACGAUAACUAAACUGCGGAGAGAGCACGAGCAGCUUUACGCACAGGCGGCCAACUUCCAAGAACAGCAUACGCGCCAUGAGAACUCCAUAAACGCAAUCCUCACCUUCUUGGCGACCGUUUACAACCGUAGUCUUCAAGGAGGGGAGGGACCGCAGAACAUCGCCAAUUCCUUCGCCGGGGCUAUCUCGCAAGAUCAUCAAGGCAAUGUUGUCGACGUGGGUGACAACUACUCAUUAAGCGCGCUUGGUGCUUCCAACGUGGGGAGCCCCGGCGGGCAACGAUCGAUGAAGAAACAGCCUUUACUUUUGAAAGCUCCCCCGGCGUCAGAAGCACAAAGUCGCGCGGCAACCCUUUCCCCUUCCGUGGCUAGCUAUGACCGCCCACAGCCGCGAGGUCAUCUCCGUCAACCGAGUUCUCAGCAUGGCCACGUCGAGGAGGUCUUCGACAACAGCCCCCGACAGGAGGAACCGCAACCGCCGCAACCGCAGCCGUCCCCGACGGCGCAGAACCAGCAAUAUCCCCAGCGAGACAUCAUGUCUGUCAUCCAAAAUACCAAUGCGCGGAACGGAAUUCCGACUAAUUUCUCUGACUUCCCCAACAUGCUGUCGUCGCUCGAGAACUCGGGCGGCAAUGUUCCUCUUACUCCCAACCAGCGCGCCGACAUGCUUCGGUUGAUGGCCAACGAGUCGAACACCGGCAAUUCAAAUGUGCCUGUGCCCCAUAAUAACGCCUUGAUGACACCCACCCCGCCUCCCAUGCCCCAUAACUACUCGAAUCGCCUUGCCAGCACUCGCGCCGAGAUUGACAACCUGGUCAAGAUGCAAGCGGAGCAAGACCGGUCGGUGCAGAACCUGACCAACUUGCUACAGCCACUCAGUCCAACGGGGGCCAUUCCCGGGAUCGGGGCCGAUGGAAGCGUUGCCCCUCCCCCACUGGACCUGGACACGAUAUUCAAUAACGACUAUUUCACCGACGUCGCCGACCUUGAACAUAACAAGAACAACCUAGACUUCGCCAACCAGUCCACCUCGAUGCCAGCUCCCGCAGAGCCACCUACCACAACCGCCACCGACGACAAUGCCAUCAAAGACGGUAGCGACCUGUUUGACUUCGACCACAUUCCCGGAGACGGAGACCUCUUCGACGGACACAACCAGCAGCCGCAAAACCCCGGCUACUACAACGGAUUCGGCGGCAGCGGCUACGGCGGCAACGCCGGCGGCGUUGGGCCUGACCCGCAUCUCGGUGUCGGCAACGAUUCCGGCAGAGUCGUCGAGACACUGACCGAUAGCGAGGCCACCAGCCCUGCCAACACCGUCGACGACCCUGCACAGUACGCCGGGGCGCUUGGAAAUGGCGAUGGCAACGGUGGAAGCACCAAGCGACGCAAGAAGGCCUGA
Messenger RNA from Aspergillus steynii IBT 23096, 2406 nucleotides. Its product is annotated as heat shock factor family protein. The transcript has 2 exons. Gene Ontology annotation, molecular function: DNA-binding transcription factor activity; sequence-specific DNA binding. Lineage: Eukaryota; Fungi; Ascomycota; Eurotiomycetes; Eurotiales; Aspergillaceae. Bases 1 to 2406 code for a protein of 801 amino acids. Gene Ontology annotation, biological process: regulation of DNA-templated transcription. The record is from RefSeq and is a predicted model, not a curated record.